CCGCAAAUCGUCCGCAUAAAGGGCUCAUCUUGUUAAGGGCAAAAAAUUGCAACGAGUAAGAAACACAGAGAGAGAGACUGAGAGUUUAGCAGCCACCAAGUUUCCUACAAAGUUGCAGAGAGAUUUACAGAAAUCAAAAGCGAAUUUAAAGGAGUAGAAAGAAAUGUCAAAUCCACAAAUCAAUCGACACGAAAUCAUUAACACAACAAGGAAGAAAAAUAACGAAAACCUAAUUCUUCAUUUCUUCAGAAAAUUUUGGUUUCUGUUUUUUCUUUUCGAUUCAUACGGAUUUCUCAAAUCUCUGCAACGGAAAUGUUGUUUUCCGACAUGUUUCAUCACAUAUGAUGAUCACCAUUAUGAUAUAGUAAACAUUUCUGGGAGAAGAUUAGGUUAGUGACCGAAGAGUCCAGGAAUUAGAUGUGUGGAAAUAGAAUGGUUAGAUCUACAUAUCCGUACGAUAUAGUGAAGAGAUUGAUGAUCUAGAAUAAAAUAGAAGUAGCUGAACGUACAGAUUUGAGUGAUGUUUUAAUGAAGUCAAAUUGCUAGAGAGGAAAUUACACGUAACUGUGUUUUCUUCGAAUCUACAAAAUGGGCACUCCAGUCAACAUCAUUGUGGGUUCUAAUGUGUGGAUUGAAGAUGCGAGUUUGGCUUGGAUUGACGGAAAAGUAUCUAAAAUUAAUGGCAAAGAAGCUGAAAUUGAGACUUCCAGUGGGAAGAAGGUAUGCAAAGUUACUGCAGAUUUAUCAGCAGUAUAUCCGAAGGACAUGGAAGCUCCUGCCGGUGGAGUAGAUGACAUGACAAAGUUAUCUUAUUUGCACGAGCCUGGGGUUCUGCAAAAUUUGUCAUCUAGAUACGAACUCAAUGAGAUCUAUACUUACACGGGCAAUAUUCUUAUUGCUAUUAAUCCUUUCCAAAGAUUGCCUCAUAUCUAUGAUGCUCACAUGAUGGAACAAUACAAGGGAGCACCAUUUGGGGAGUUAAGCCCUCAUGUCUUUGCCGUUGCAGAUGUUGCGUAUAGGGCAAUGAUCAACGAGGGGAAAAGCAACUCUAUCCUGGUUAGUGGAGAAAGUGGUGCCGGUAAGACGGAGACAACGAAAAUGCUUAUGCGUUACCUUGCCUAUUUGGGUGGUCGUGUGGCCACUGAAGGACGAACAGUUGAACAGCAGGUUUUAGAAUCAAAUCCAGUUCUUGAAGCAUUCGGCAAUGCCAAAACUGUUAGAAAUAACAAUUCCAGUCGGUUCGGAAAAUUCGUUGAGAUACAAUUUGAUAAACAUGGUCGGAUAUCAGGCGCGGCCAUCAGAACAUACCUUCUCGAGAGAUCGCGUGUUUGCCAAAUAUCUGAUCCUGAGCGUAAUUACCACUGUUUUUACCUUCUUUGUGCAGCACCACAAGAGGAAGUUGAGAAGUAUAAACUGGGAAACCCCAAAUCGUUUCAUUAUCUUAAUCAAUCAAAUUGCUAUGAGCUUGUUGGUGUUAGUGAUGCCCGUGACUAUCUCGCCACUCGAAGAGCUAUGGAUAUUGUUGGAAUCAGUGAGAAGGAACAGGACGCUAUUUUCAGAGUUGUUGCUGCAAUUCUUCAUCUUGGCAAUAUUGAAUUUGCUAAGGGGGAAGAAGUUGAUUCAUCAGUUCCAAAAAAUGACAGUGCUAAGUUCCAUCUUAAAAUGACCGCAGAACUUCUCAUGUGUGAUCCACAAGUAUUGGAAGAUGCUCUGUGCAAACGCGUGAUGAUUACUCCCGAGGAAGUUAUUAAGAGAAGUCUUGAUCCUCUUAAUGCAACAGUUAGUAGGGAUGGUUUAGCAAAGACAAUAUAUUCCCGCUUGUUUGACUGGUUGGUGGAUAAAAUUAACUUCUCAAUUGGGCAGGAUCCUAAUUCCAGAUCUCUUAUUGGAGUCCUUGACAUUUAUGGCUUCGAGAGCUUUAAGACGAACAGUUUUGAGCAAUUUUGUAUUAAUUUCACGAAUGAGAAGCUGCAACAACAUUUCAACCAGCACGUUUUUAAGAUGGAGCAGGAAGAAUACACAAAGGAGGAGAUUGACUGGAGCUAUAUAGAAUUUGUUGAUAACCAAGAUGUCCUGGAUCUUAUUGAAAAGAAACCUGGAGGAAUUAUUGCCCUUCUUGAUGAGGCUUGUAUGUUUCCAAAGUCCACACAUGAAACAUUUUGUCAGAAACUUUAUCAGACGUUCAAAGUCCACAAACGGUUUAUCAAGCCAAAACUGUCUCGCACGAAUUUUACACUUGCUCAUUAUGCAGGAGAGGUCUUAUAUGCAGCUGAUCAGUUUCUGGACAAAAACAAAGACUAUGUUGUUCCUGAACAUCAAGACCUGUUGUGUACUUCCAAAUGUACUUUUGUAGCAGGCCUUUUCCCUCAAAUUGCUGAGGAGUCAUCCAACAAAUCUACUAAGUUCUCGUCAAUUGGAUCUCGUUUUAAGCUACAACUACAACAGUUGAUGGAGACUCUAAACUCAACAGAGCCUCACUACAUUAGAUGUGUGAAGCCUAACAAUCUUCUAAAACCUGGUUACUUCGAGAAUGUCAAUGUCAUGCAACAGUUGCGCUGUGGUGGUGUUCUAGAAGCAAUCAGGAUUAGUUGUGCUGGAUAUCCUACUCGCCGGACGUUCUAUGAAUUUCUGAAUCGCUUCAAUCUUCUAGCUCCGGAGGUUCUGGAAGGAAACUAUGAUGAAAAGGUCGCAUGUAAAAGGAUACUGGAAAAGAAGGGGCUUUCAGGGUUUCAGAUCGGCAAAACAAAAGUUUUCCUUAGAGCUGGUCAGAUGGCUGAGUUAGACGCUCGGAGAGCUGAGGUACUCAGCAAUGCAGCCAAAACUAUACAGAGACAGAUACGGACACAUAUUGCUAGGAAGCAGUUCCUUGCACUGCGGAAAGCUACUAUUCAUGUACAAGCUCUUUGGCGAGGAAGAUUGGCUUGUAAACUUUAUGAACACCUGAGGAGGGAGUCUUCUGCUGUGAAAAUUCAGAAGAACUUGCGUCUAUCAUUAGCCAGAAAGGCUUACACCAGACUGCGGUUUGCAGCACUAGUCUUGCAAACAGGUUUAAGGGCAAUGGCUGCUCGUAAUGAAUUCAGACUCAGGAGACAAACUAAAGCAGCAAUUGUUAUUCAGGCACAUUGGCGCUGUCACCGAGCUUCCUCAUACUACAAGAAUCUCAAGAGGUCAUCAGUUUAUGCCCAGUGCAGAUGGAGGGGAAGGGUUGCCAGAAAGGAGCUUAGAAAGCUAAAAAUGGCUGCAAGAGAAACUGGUGCACUCAAAGAAGCUAAGGAUAAACUUGAAAAACGUGUGGAGGAACUUACAUGGCGUUUGCAGUUGGAAAAACGUUUGAGGACUGACUUGGAGGAAGCAAAAGGUCAAGAAAUUACAAAAUUGCAGGCUUCUGUGCAAUCUUUGCAAAGCAAAGUUGAAGAAACAAAUGUUUUGCUUGUCGCGGAGCGAGAGGCUGCACGGAAAGCCAUUGAAGAAGCACCUCCUGUUGUUCAAGAAACCCAAGUUGUUGUCCAAGAUACUGAAAAGAUUGAUUCUCUAACCGAAGAAGUUGAAAGGUUGAAGGCCUCAUUAGAGUCAGAAAAACUACGAGCUGAUGAUUUUGAAAAGAAAUAUUCAGAAGCACAAGAAGCAAAUGAAGAGAGACGCAAAAAGUUGGAAGCAACGGAAGGAAAAGUGCAGCAGCUUCAGGAAUCUUUGAGCAGGCUGGAAGAGAAGCUCUCCAAUUUAGAGUCUGAGAACCAAGUCCUCCGGCAGCAGGCACUAUCCAUGACAGCAAAUAAUAAGUUCCUUUCAGUGCGCUCGAAAUCUAGUAUUCAGAGGAGUAGUGAGAGUGGUCAUAUCACCAGUACUGAUGCAAAGACACCUCCAGAAACAAACAGUGUGAUAACCCCGAGGGAAUCUUCUGAAGUCGAAGAGAAGCCACAGAAAUCCCUUAACGAGAAACAGCAGGAGAAUCAGGACUUGCUUAUAAGGUGUAUUGCGCAACAUCUAGGAUUCACAGGGAGCAGACCAAUCGCUGCAUGUAUCAUAUACAAGUGCCUUCUCCUGUGGAGGUCAUUUGAGGUUGAACGCACUAGUGUCUUCGACAGAAUAAUUCAAACAAUUGGGCAUGCUAUCGAGACUCAGGAGAACAAUGAUGUCUUAGCCUAUUGGCUGUCCAAUGCAUCAACACUAUUGUUACUACUACAACGUACAUUAAAAGCGAGUGGUGCUGCUGGCAUGGCUCCGCAACGUCGUCGAUCAUCAUCAGCAACACUAUUUGGGAGGAUGACUCAGAGUUUCCGUGGAGCUCCGCAAGGUGUUAAUAUGUCCUUGAUCAAUGGUGGACUGAUUGGUGGAGUUGACACACUGCGACAAGUUGAGGCCAAAUACCCUGCUUUACUUUUCAAACAGCAACUUACUGCAUAUGUAGAAAAAAUAUAUGGUAUGAUUCGUGAUAAUCUGAAGAAAGAGAUCUCCCCAUUACUUGGGUUGUGCAUUCAGGCGCCAAGAACGUCCAGAGCAAGCUUAGUUAAGGGAUCAUCACGCUCAAAUGCAAACAGUGCAGCUCAGCAAGCUUUAAUUGCUCACUGGCAGGGGAUUGUAAAGAGCCUUGGAAAUUUCUUGAGUACAUUGAAAGUUAAUCACGUACCCCCAUUUUUGGUCCGUAAGGUGUUCACACAAAUAUUCUCUUUCAUAAAUGUGCAAUUAUUUAACAGCCUCCUGUUAAGGCGAGAGUGUUGCUCGUUUAGUAACGGUGAAUAUGUUAAGGCGGGGUUGGCAGAACUAGAACAUUGGUGCUAUAAAACAACUGAUGAAUAUGCAGGUUCAGCGUGGGAUGAGCUCAAGCAUAUAAGACAGGCUAUAGGGUUCCUGGUCAUACAUCAAAAGCCAAAGAAGACGCUGGAUGAAAUAAGUCACGACCUAUGCCCGGUGCUCAGCAUACAGCAGCUAUACAGGAUCAGCACAAUGUAUUGGGAUGACAAGUAUGGCACUCAUAGUGUUUCAUCGGAUGUUAUAUCCAACAUGAGGGUUUUGAUGACUGAAGAUUCAAACAACGCUGUCAGCAAUUCUUUCCUGUUAGACGAUGAUUCAAGCAUACCGUUUUCGGUUGAUGACAUAUCAAAGUCGAUGGAACAGAUCGAUAUUUCUGAUGUUGAACCGCCGCCACUCAUUCGUGAGAAUGCAGGUUUCAUGUUCUUAUUGCCACGAGUUGAGUAAUGGAUUUUCACAUGCUGCCUUUGCAUGAAAUGGUUCUCGGUACAGCACAUCCACUUCUUGGUGUAUAGUUUCCUUUUCACAAGUUUGCAAUAGUUGAGAUUCUCUAGUGAUGUUAUACCCCCACUUAUUAUUGUUCGAUGACAAAUCAACGGGUCUUUGAUGUUUGCGUUGCUGCACUAAAGCGGCAGCUUUUUUUCUUUCUUUUUAGUCAUUUGCAAUAAUGGAAUGUCCAAGGGGACACUGGGAACCCUGGAUAGUAGAUUCUUUCUCUUCUGUUGUAGUGAUACAUUAUUGUAGGCGGUAGCCUUGAUUCUCAGUGUAACUACAAGAUCUAAUAAUUGUAGUUCGCCUUUUUCAA
This is a messenger RNA of Papaver somniferum (opium poppy), 5554 nucleotides long. RefSeq names its product myosin-11-like. Gene Ontology annotation, cellular component: cytoplasm; vesicle; myosin complex. NCBI's taxonomy places the organism in Eukaryota, Viridiplantae, Streptophyta, Magnoliopsida, Ranunculales, Papaveraceae. Gene Ontology annotation, biological process: vesicle transport along actin filament; actin filament organization. Gene Ontology annotation, molecular function: ATP binding; actin filament binding; microfilament motor activity. Bases 589 to 5196 code for a protein of 1535 amino acids. The transcript is spliced from 38 exons. The record is from RefSeq and is a predicted model, not a curated record.